Emericellopsis cladophorae is the source of this 624-nucleotide messenger RNA. RefSeq lists its product as uncharacterized. The record is from RefSeq and is a predicted model, not a curated record. Lineage: Eukaryota; Fungi; Ascomycota; Sordariomycetes; Hypocreales; Bionectriaceae. Gene Ontology annotation, biological process: proteasome regulatory particle assembly. Gene Ontology annotation, molecular function: protein-macromolecule adaptor activity. The transcript has a single exon. Bases 1 to 624 code for a protein of 207 amino acids.
AUGUCUGCCGACACCACACCUAUAUCGUCGGCGCGCUUCGCUGCCGCCCUGACAGACCUAUCCAUCGAAAUGCUCCAUCUCAAAACUCUCGAAAUUCGCAAUUCCAUCGCUCACCUUCAAUACUCGAACGACCAGCUCCGUCCCUUUGCCGAUGGCACACAAACAGCUGUUUCAACAUCAGAGACAUCGGGGCCAUCGGGAGCGGCCUCGAACAACGACCCGGACCAGGACUGCAUAGACGCGAUCAAGGAAAAUGACACGGUGAUAGACCGUAUGGCUGAGCGAAUAGCUAUCAUACGCGCAGAGGUCGAAGGCAGGGGCCUCAGCUGGGAUGAGUUCAGAAGCGCCGAGGAGGUUCUGGCCGCCAAGGCUGGGCAAGAGGCCAAGAACACAGCAACACCGACAGUCAACGGUCAUGCAGACCAUGCUCAAGAUCAAGGCAACUCGCCAUGGACAGACGGGACGUUCCAGGCGGGCACGAUUCGGAAUGGGGAGAUCACCAUGGACCAGCGACCAGGGCAGCCCUCUGGUGGGAGCUUGAGUGAUGAACAGCUGAGGCAGGUCUUCGAGGAACGAAUGGGAAAUUUGGACACCGAUGAAGACGAAGGCGGGAUGCAUCUUUGA